UCUCAGUCAGAAUAAUAGAUUUGACCGUAACAUUUCGGACAUAUUAGUAUUUCAAAAUUUGGACUAAAAAUUAAAUUAUGGAAACAUGUCCGUUAAGCCGCCACUGAAAUUUGGCUGUGCCCGACUGACUCUGGCUCACAAAACCCUUCAGCUGCAUGGGAUAUUGGCUAGAAGGGCCAAUUCGCUGUCGAAACUGGGCAUACUCGGAAUAAAUCCUGGCCAAGGGCGGCGUAAGAUACCCGGCUCGUCUAGGAACAAAGACCGAUAUAAGGGCAAAUGGAAUUUUCAUUUGGAUGUAGAGCGUUCUAGGGAUGCGGUAAGAGAUCGACAAAUGUCGUUGCCUCUGAUGGUAUAUCUAUACAGUCCCUGGAAAAUGAUGGGCACCAAGUUUAAUCUAUGGAAGCUGAAAAUACUAUGGGAUUGGGAUUUUAACGAAGCAUUCUUUGUUGACAAUGCCAAACAGGCGCUAGUGCUCGUAACCAGGUUCAUAGUCGAGAAGCGCAAUUCCUAUAUCAAACGUUGCUCCACGCCAAUGGGAUACAAGCAAAUCAGCCAUGAUCUCCUCAGGAUAAAGAAAGAUCAGUCCGGAAACUUACCACACGAGCUGAUGCGUUUUGAGAAACGUCAUAUUCGACGCGCUAUCCCCUUAAAGGUACAGCGAUUGGAGCACUAUGAUCAUAAGUUUGCCUUUAUAGACAUGAUAUUCUUGGCGUGCCGACGCACCAAUGACUUUACAUCCAGAGUGGAAAUGGAUCAGAUCAAUAAACUGGUUGAGCAGCAUGCAGACGCCAGUAAAUUAUUUGUCCCAAAUCCCAUUAUAUUUGCCGAGGUAUUUGUGCGCUUCCGAAGAGAUUAUUCGUUACCACCCACUGUGCGUGCCGGCCACUGGCUGAUAUCCACAUAUAAAGUAGUGCACUUGGAUCUGCUCAAUUUUCAUCCUGACUUCCAUGUUGGCAGUGGCGUCAGUGACGACUUUAAAGCCGUUGAUCCACUACCUCAAAACGCAACUCAGACAUAAAUUUAAACACGACGUGUGAGCCCCUCCAGUGUGUAAAUUAUUAUUUGCCUAGAAGCUGGAAGACGUUUAUAAUCUGCACGAUAAUGAGCAUUAAGCCAUGCUCAAAACGCCAGGUGGCGCCAGUCGAAUAAACAGCAAAGUCGUGUAAGAGGGAGAAGUAAAAGAAAGAAACUAAAGUGCAAGAUGUGUUGCUUCACUUAGCCCAGGCAUCCACCUCUGGCGAACUAUGUUGUCCUGUUGAUGAGCCGGCGACGAAGCUCAUGAAUUUCUAAUGUUAAAUGCACCAGGAGGGAGGGGCAGGGCGACAGAGAGAUUUUAUAUGAACUUGAGUGAUGGCCAUGGACAGCUC
Drosophila montana is the source of this 1367-nucleotide messenger RNA. RefSeq lists its product as uncharacterized. Gene Ontology annotation, cellular component: mitochondrial inner membrane. Gene Ontology annotation, biological process: protein insertion into mitochondrial inner membrane from matrix. Lineage: Eukaryota; Metazoa; Arthropoda; Insecta; Diptera; Drosophilidae. Bases 86 to 1018 code for a protein of 310 amino acids. The record is from RefSeq and is a predicted model, not a curated record. The transcript is spliced from 2 exons. Gene Ontology annotation, molecular function: ribosome binding.